Messenger RNA from Myxocyprinus asiaticus (Chinese sucker), 9922 nucleotides. RefSeq names its product ARFGEF family member 3 (gene arfgef3). The coding region runs from base 381 to 6947 and encodes 2188 amino acids. NCBI's taxonomy places the organism in Eukaryota, Metazoa, Chordata, Actinopteri, Cypriniformes, Catostomidae. Gene Ontology annotation, biological process: regulation of ARF protein signal transduction. The record is from RefSeq and is a predicted model, not a curated record. The transcript has 35 exons. Gene Ontology annotation, molecular function: guanyl-nucleotide exchange factor activity.
CAAUUUCUCCCAUUCAUUUUAAUAGAAGUGACCCGUCUCUGCUAAGUAAUCUCUGGCCAUAUUGUGGUUCGUUAAUUCGCGGACGGGAAGUAACAGGCUGGCGCAAGGAGUGCGCUCCCACCUUACAAAUCAGAUGCGUACAUCAGAAUUUCAUUUAAACCUCUAGACCCUGAAUGUUUACUUGUAUUAGAUUGGAAGGAACAUUAUUUCUAUUUACAAAGAUACCAUAAACAGUGUCCUCCCCGCAUCAAAUAAUAACUGACGCGCAGUGUGACGUUUCACUUGUGUUAAAGAGAAUCAUCUUUAGUGUCGGGAUGCUGAGCCUGAGGCACGAGGCCUAAAACCAUCAUUUAUUUCAUUUAUCAAUCAUCUUCAACGCAAUGGAGGAGAUUUUACGGAAGCUUCAGAAGGAGGCAUCGAGCAACAAACAUAAAGCAAUCCGGGACGCGUGCAGUGUCGCCCGCGAAACCCUUGAGGCUCAAAAUGGAUCGGUUAAAAUCACACCAUCUAAACUCAGAGAGAAGUGUCUGUUCCCUCUGCAGUUGGCACUGGAGUCUAAAAACAUUAAACUGGCCCAGACUGCCCUCACUGGAAUGCAGAAGAUCCUUUGUGAGGAUUGCUUUGUUGCUGUGGAAACGGAGGUUCCAGAGAAGCAGCUGUUGAGUCAGAUGCUGGGAGCCAUCAGGGUGACGCCCACCCUACAUGAAGACCUGCAGGUGGAGGUCAUGAAGGUUCUGCUUUGUGUCACCUACUCCUCUUCUUUUGAGAUCAAUGGCCACAACAUCUUGAGAAUUGCUGAGGUUUGUAUCGAGACAUACAUAUCGAGCUGUCAUCGACGCAGCAUCAACACAGCGAUCAGGGCCACCCUCGGUCAAAUACUGGGAGACCUCGCCCUACAACUGCGCCAUAGACAAGACAACACAGGUGUUGAUGGGGAGGAACAUUACAUGUCUGUGCUCCAGCGCAAAGAUAUCUCUCCCACUACUGAUGCGCUGUAUGAAGAUGUUGUGAUGGUGCUAAUUGUAUUCUGUGACAAAUUGGAAUCUGUCUCAAAUGAACAGCAGUUGCUGCAGCUUUUGUAUCUGGAGUGUAUCCUGUCUAUGCUGAGCAGCUGUCCUCCUACAAUGCACCUGCAGCGUCAUUUCACUGACCUCAUCUGGAAGCAGUUAUGUCCAACACUGGUGGUGAUUAUGGGAAACCCUGCGAGUGAUAAAAGCAUCACCUCUGCUCAUGGCGGUUCGUCCCAAGACUCAGACGUGGCGUCAGGGACCGCAGUUUUGGAUCAAGGCCGGGGGUCUGGCUGCUCCUCGAAUGCUCCUGCCAUGAUCGGCCCAGUGGUCCGCACAAUCUGCUAUGUGGCAGCAGAGUUAGUUCGUCUGGUGGGAUGCGUUGAGUCCAUGAAGCCUGUGCUGCAGUCCUUGUACCACCGUAUUCUGCUCUAUCCUCCUCCUCAGCACAGAGUGGAGGCCAUAAAGAUUAUGAAGGAGAUUGUGGGAAGCCCCCAGCGCUUGUUUGACCUGGCUGGUCCAUGUGUCAUUGAGCCUGAGACAAGGAAGAGAUCCUUCUCGAAAAGGAAGUCACAUCUUGAUCUUCUUAAACUGGUAAUGGAUGGUAUAACUGAAGCGUGUAUGAAGGGUGGGAUUGAGGCCUGCUACUCCUCCGUCUCCUGUGCUUGUGCCCUGUUGGGUGCUUUAGAUGAGCUCAGUCAAGGGCGGGGCCUGCAGCAGGACCAAACUUGCAUGCUGCUGCGCCGAUUGGAUGAGCUAAAGGAGGGGGCGGAGUCUAUGCAAGAAUUUGUAGAACUUAAUGAAGCGGACUUCCGCUGGCAGCGGCGCGUGCUCUCGUCUGAGAAUGCCACCUGGGAGAGCACCAUUCUUGAACGCAGCCCUGAUAUCAGCAUCAGUGUUACAACUGACACAGGCCAAACCACUUUAGAGGGGGACAUGAGUCAGACCACUCUGGAAAGGGACUUGGGCCAAACCACUCCAGAGGACUGCGGGGUGGAACCACGCCUGCCGUCGCCCAUUGCAGGAAUGGGCCCUGACCGGCCAGUAUGUGUACGAGACAGUGGCCCCCCAGAAGCUAAUUCCAGUGCUGCCCCUCCCGACGUGGUUCAACGCAGCCAUGGCCUGGCUUAUCCUGACAUUACCAACUUCCUGUCUGUGGAGUCUCGAACGUGGUCACAUGGCCCGCGCUACAGCGAAAGCAACUUUAGUACGGAUGAGCAGGAAUUGUCCAGAACAGAGUUCGAUUCGUGCGACCAGUACUCCAUGGCUGCAGAAAAGGACUCUGGACGCUCCGACGUGUCGGACAUGGGCUCUGAUAACUGCUCGCUCGCCGAUGAGGAAGAGACGCCGCGGGACUGUCCCGGACAUCAUACACUACGGACAGCUGCUCUGUCCCUGAAAUUGCUGAAGAACCAAGAAGCUGAUCAGCAGAGUGCCCGGCUCUUUGUGCAGUCUUUAGCUGCGCUGCUGCCUCGUCUGCUAGGAUUGCACAGCACAACAGAUGUAGAUGUCUCCCUACAGAACUUCUCCUCCACCUUCUGUUCAGGGCUGCAAGCAGGUGGCGUUCACUCUCCAGGCUUUGAGGGCUGUGAAACCCUGAGUUGUCAGGCUCUGAUGAAUGCUGAUGGAUUGUAUUUGGUGUCUUAUUAUGCUCUACUGCUCAACCUCAAACUCUGUUGCUGUGACUACUACCACAGGAAGACCACGCCUGCUCUGGUCACUCUGAAGGAGUUUGUGCGUCAGGUCCAGAGCAGUGGUGUUCUGGUGGUUUUGUCUCAGGCAUGGAUCGAGGAACUCUAUAAUCAGGUGCUGGAGAGGAAUCUGCUGGGAGAGGCUGGAUACUGGGGGUCAGCUGAGGAGCAGUCUCUACCCCUCAUCACCAUACUCACUGAUAUUGAUGGGCUGGGCAGCAGUGCUAUUGGUGGUCAGCUGAUCAGAAAGGCCUCCACACAGUCGCCCUUCACCUGUGACAAGAACAGCAGUGGCAACCUGGUGGCAGGUGUGGUGUUUGCCCGCUACAUCCUGACUGGCUGCUGGAAAAACCUGAUCGACACGCUGUCCACGCCGCUCACAGGGCGCAUGGCGGGAAGCUCCAGGGGUCUUGCCUUCAUUCUGGGAGCGGAGGGAGUUAAAGAGCAAACCCAGAGAGAGAGGGACACCAUCUGCCUCAGUCUGGAUGGUCUACGCAAGGCUGCGGCCCUCAGCUGUGCUCUGGGUGUGGCAGCUAACUGUGCGUCAGCUCUUGCUCAGAUGGCAGCAGCAUCAUGUGUUCAGGAAGAGAAAGAGGAGAAAGAAAUGGGCGAGACAAGAGACGCCAUUACUCAAGUUAAACAGCGUGUGGAGCAGAAACUGGAGCAGAUGGGUCGCUGUCAGGGCGUGAGGUUGCACACAGCACAUGUGCUCUGCAUGGACGCUAUACUCAAUGUGGGACUGGAGAUGGGCAGCCAUAACCACAACUGCUGGCUGCAUGUGUUCAGAGUGAUAGAGUUUGUGAGUUCACUGGAACACACUCACUUCAGUGACGGAGGCUCCCAGCCGCCCAUCACUAUAACGCAGGCGCAGCAGGCCGUGGCAGUGGACCUGGAGCUGGAGUUGAGCGUUGAGGCCAGUUCAGAGCUGGAGCUGGGGCUCAGUCAUCCUGUCAUCCAGCCCCUUUCCAUCCAGGAGCUGUUGAGAGAGAGCAGUUGCGGGAAAGGUUUCGAUCUGCGCGGAGGCAGUCUGCUCACCGGCAUCAGUGCGGCCAAAGCUGUCUGCACCCUCUCCACACAAGCUGACAGGUUGUUUGAGGAUGCAGUGAGUAAACUCAAUCUGGUUGGUCUGGUGGGCUUCCUGCAUCAGCUCAGAAAAGCUUCACAGUCUCAACUCUUUGAUUCAGUCACAGAAACUGGAGACUAUUCCUUGGCCAUGCCAGGGGAGGCCAAGUCCACGCAGGACAAGAGCAGCGCUCUGCAUCUCUUCCGGUUAGGUGAGGCCAUGCUGCGCAUCGUGAAGAACAAGAGCAGACCACUGCUGCACAUGAUGAGGGCCUGGAGCGUGGUGGCACCUCACCUGGUGGAGGCGGCAUGUCACAAGGAGCGUCACGUAUCCCAGAAGGCCGUGUCGUUCAUUCAUGAUGUUCUGAUCGAGGUUCUGAGCAGCUGGGCAGAGCUCCCACACUUUCACUUCAAUGAAGCUCUCUUUAGACCCUUCGAGCACAUCAUGCAGCUGGAGCUCUGCGAUGAAGACGUACAGGAUCAGGUGAUCACCUCUAUUGGCGAGCUGGUGGAGAUGUGUUCUACUCAGAUCCAGUCUGGCUGGAGACCGCUGUUUAGUGCCCUCAGAACUGUACACGGCAACAAGACGGACAUAAAGGAUUACCUGAUAGGAGAAUAUUCAAUGGGGAAGUCACAGGCACCUGUGUUUGAUGUCUUUGAAGCCUUCAUUAACACAGACAACAUUCAGGUGUUUGCCAAUGCAGCGACGGAUUACAUCAUGUGCCUUAUGAAAUUUGUCAAAGGUUUAGGUGAAGUGGACUAUAAGGAGAUCGGGGACUGUGUUCAUGUGAGUGGAUUCAGCUCUACAGAUCUGUGUCUGCCUGCACUAGACUAUCUGAGGAAAUGUUCACAGCUGCUUGCCAAAAUCUAUAAGAUGCCUUCUAAACCUGUGUUUUUGGGUGCGCGGCUGGCUAGCCUGCCCAUGCGAGCACAGGAGCGGUCCAUCAGCAGCGAGGACGGCAUGGACUGUGUGUUAGCCGAGUUUGAUGAUGACACAGGUCUGAUCCAGGUGUGGAUUCUUCUGUUGGAGCAGCUGACUGCAGCCAUGUCAAACUGUCCUCGUCAACAUCAGCCGCCGACACUCAAGCUGCUGUUUGAACUGCUGCGAGAGGUCACCAAGUUACCAGGGCCUGGCUUCGCCAUCUUCUCUGUCAUUCAGCUCCUUCUCCCUGUCAUGUCACUAUGGCUACAGCGAAGCCACGGCGAUCACUCGUACUGGGACAUCGCCGCGGCAAACUUCAAGCACGCUAUCGGACUGUCCUGCGAGCUGGUGGUGGAACAUAUUCACAGCUUCAUCCAUUCAGAUAUUGGCUAUGAGAGUCUGAUUAACCUGAUGCUGAAAGAUCUCUUCAAACUGCUGGUGUCUUGCGUAGCUGAACCAGCCGAGACCAUUUCCAGAGUGGGCUGCUCCUGUAUCAGGUAUGUUCUGGUAACAGCGGGUCCUGUCUUCACUGAGGAGAUGUGGAGGUUAGCCUGCUGUGCGCUUCAGGACGCGUUCUCUGCCACACUGGAGCCGGUGAAGAAUCUGCUGGCUUGUUUCCGGAGCGGGUCAGACAGUUUCGCGGGCGAUGCGUGUGAGGUGAAAGUGGCAGCCCCCUCACAUUCCCCCUCAGCAGAGGCCGAGUACAUGAGGAUUCGGGCAAUGGCUCAGCAGGUCUUCAUGUUGGAUACGCAGUGCUCCCCAAAAACUCCCAGCAAUAAGGAUGGUUUUGAGCAUGCUCAGUCCUGUGUGCUGAUCAUUGAACUUCCUGCUGAUCAGCAUUCUAACGGACACACUCAGAAGAGGAUUCCCUUCAGAACUCUAGUUGUAAGUUUACUGUCCCAUCAAGUCUUGCUGCAGAACCUGUAUGACAUCCUCCUGGAGGAGUUUGUGAAGAGCUCUGAGGUCCAGGGUAGAGUCACACCAGUGUCUGAGCCCAAGCCUGCGGGAUUUCUGCAAUACAUCUCAAUGCAGAAUCUGGCCAUCAUCUUUGACCUUCUGCUGGACUCGUACCGCACAGCACGAGAGUUUGACACCCGUCCAGGGCUCAAGUAUCUGCUCAUGAAAGUCUCUGGAGUGUGUGGAGCAGCUAACUUAUACCGCCAGUCCGCCAUGAGCUUCAACAUCUACUUUCAGGCUUUGCUGUGUGCCAUGCUGACCAACCAGGAGAACAUCACUGUGGAGCUGGUGAAGAAGAUCCUGAGUGAGGAAGAGGAGGGUGGCUCUGACUCAUCACAGCAGUGCUCCUCUGAGGAUGAAGAUAUCUUUGAGGAGAUGGCUCAGGUGAGUCCUCCACGCGCUCGCGAGAAGCGCCAGUGGCAUGUCCGCAUCCCUUCUCUCAGCAAGCAGCCCGCCAGCAGCGUGGACUGGGCGUGGCUGGUCAAACGGCUGCACAAGCUCUGCAUGGACCUGUGCAACAACUACAUACAGAUGCAUUUGGACCUGGAGAGCACCCUCGGAGAGCAGCCCACCCACCGGGCCAACCCGCUCUUCUUCUUGCCCCUUUUUAAUUCCGAGACCUCCACACCCUCUACCGGGGUUCUGUCAGGUCACGGGACACCCUCAGAGGACAGUGUCCGCCUCCACCUGGAUGAGACACUCUCAGAGGAGGUCCACAGCCCUGGUGUAAGCCUCCCUCAUCUGAGAGGAGACAGGAGGGACACAGGGAGUAAGAAGGAAUGGUGGGAGAGUGCAGGGAACAAGCUGUACACCAUCGCCACAGAUAAAACCAUCACCAAACUGAUGAUCGAGUACAAGAAACGCAAGCAGCAACAGCACAGCCACACCACGUUUUCCAAAGAUGUGAAAGUGGGCGAGAAAAGGGGUGAGGCCAUGAGCCUGCAAGGCCCAGACUCUCCAGGGCCCCAGAGGCCCCAGCAGCUAGUGGAGCAGGGGCCAAUGCGUCACUCCUUCAGCGCAGGGCCCGAGCUGCUGCGGCAGGAGAAAAGGCCUCGAUCGGGGUCCACGGCUAGUUCGCACAACAUCUCACUCAGAGAUUCUGAGGCACAGAUACAGGCUUGGACCAACAUGGUGCUGACAAUCUUUAAUCAGAUCCAGCUCUUGCCGGACUCCACGUUCAUUGCGCUGCAGCCGGCGGUGUUCCCCUGCAUCAGUCAGCUGACAUGUCAUGUGACUGACCUCAGGGUACGGCAGGCAGUGCGCGAGUGGCUUGGACGAGUGGGACGUGUUUAUGAUAUAAUCCUGUGAUGACCAGCAGCCUCGUCUUUAGAUCCAUUUUGCUUGUGAUUUAUGUUUUUGCCAACACUAUUACCUGCUUAACUUUGCGAAACCUUUUUAUCGUAAUGCACAGUGAUUUCUGUGAUACGAUUUCUUGUUGUGAAUGUUCUUCAAUAUUUAUGCUGUUAUAUUCAGAAUCUAUAUUUUUAUUUAUUUAUAUCUAUGAAGUAUUGCCACAUAUAUAGUUAUGCUAUUUUUUUUUUUCUUUUUUUAUUCUGACAUUUGACUUUAAAAUACCCUGAAGAUUUCAAUCUGUUAAAAUCAUUGCACUCUGAAACAUUACAAUAAUGCUCUUUUGUAAAUGCAUUGCCUAAAAUACGGUGGUCACAAAAGUAUUUGGACAUUUAAGUCAAACUUAAAAAUGUUUGAAUUUGAUUUGAUUUGAUAACAGAAUAUCAAAGCAAGUGGAGUCUGUACUUAAAUGCAGCUAGAGAUUUUUUCCAGAUCUAACUUUUGCAAUGACAUUUAACAAGAUAAUAUCCUGCAGAGUAAGUCAUGUAGUUUAUUAAAUUAGCUAUGGACAUGUUUCACUAACAUUUGACAUUAUGACCAGUGUCAUAAUACUUAUAAUCUAAAUUUUGAAGUCUUUAUAUCUAUCAUUUUAAACAUAGAAAAAUGUGUACUUGUACUGUCUUCAAAAUAAGUGCCACUAGAUUCAAUAUUUUGUUAUCUAAAGUAAUUACAUUUCAAUAUUUGUGUGUCUUCGGUGCCCAAAUACGUUUUGGGGCCACUGUAGCUAAAGCAUAUUAUCUUAUGCUUUGCUAAUGCAGUAUUAUGUUGCAAAUAUUAUCAUCACAAUGCGUUUCAUACAAAGUAGUCCAUGUAACUGACAUGUAAAAGAUUUACACAUAUAUUUCACACCAAUUCCAGAUUCUCUAAAUUAACACUGCAAAACACAUUAACACAUCCUUUUGUAGAGUAUUUGGCCAAAUCAACAGUACAUACAUUUGAAAUCAUUAACCCAGAUAUUUUAGCUUCAACAGCUUGUGUUGUCAAUAAAUAUGUGAUCACAGGAAUCAUGUUCAGUGUUAACAAGAAAGCUACCUAUCCACAAGUGCUUCACAAGCUUUCAAAACGCUCACACACCUCAUGAUUCAGUUUAAACAUCCAAUGUCUAUCCAUACUAUCAGAGUGAUUAUCAGCCAGACCCUAGAUUUCACUACUCUCAAUCCAGCGGUAAUCUAUAGUUCAGCAUACCACAUACUGGCUUUAAUGUUCACCAAACAAGACUAAAUCAAAGUAAACUUGAAUAAACUUUAGUAAAGUUAUAAUAUUGCCUGUUUAUUUCAAUACUACAACAAUAGUAUGAUUUUCAUAGCUGCAGCAUAUACUAUCUGAAUGUACAGAAACUAUGUCUCAAACGGUUACAUUUUAAAUUGGUGAAUAUCUGUAAUCUGUAUUGGAUUUGUUUGCACUUUUGAGGCAUACAGUUUUAUUGCUUUAAUCAUAGUUCUUGUCCUGAAGGACUGCAGUUGCUUGAAUAACAGUUUGUCAUCUGCAUGUAUUAUUUAUUGUAGAUUUUCUUUUUGGUGUGUAUGAAAAUGGAAAUGUGUAUAUUUUAUUUAUUUCUUGAUGCUUGCAGUUUAGUGUUAUUAUGAGAAACUUUGCUCAACACAUGACAAGCUUCUUUUUGUAUGCAAUUCAUAUACAGUUAUUUCAAAAGGAAGGGUACUAUGCUGUGUAUUUUAUGUGCAAUGUUAACUAAAGUAAUUUGGGACCCAUAUAUCAAACAUAUUCUUUACAUAUGUGCACAAAGCCUAUAUGUUACAUAAUCAUAACCAGAAUGUAUAAUCCUUUGCUCCAUUUGAUUUUACCCUGUUUUCAGUUCAUAUUUGUGUAUGGAAACUGCUGGCCGUAAACAGCAAGAAGAGAUUUAACUGGGCAGUAAAAUGGACCAAAGAAAAACGUGUUUAUGUCGAUAUGAACGUGUUCUGAAAUCUACUAUUAUUAUUAUUAUGUACUUUUUUUUUUUUAGCAAAAAUGCAUAUAGCAAAAAAGUUGUUAUUUUUCCCUCUUUGAAAAAGCUGAUUUGUCAAGAGCAUUAAAAGUUUGUUCUUGGAUUAUUAUAUUUUUAGGUAAUAAUUGAGGUCUACAUUCUUCUACUUUGGAAACAACUCUUUUGUAAGAAGGGGACUAACAGCACACAAUUCAGUUUGAUAGACUAUAAGAUCGUGAAAAUGUUCAGACAGUGUUUUGGUUCUGGUUAAAUCAGAACAAGGCGUUUUAAACUGCUGGGGAUAUUUUUAAGAGGAUUUUUUUUGUGAACAAUUGGUUUGAUUUCUAAACCUAAACUUGCAUCUCUUGGUCUAAAUCAUUAGAAAACACGAUGGAUUAUUUUUUGCUGACAAAUUAAAAGCUAAAAGAAAUUUCUGUGUAAUACUGCAAACAAGUGUGGCAGGGAGGAGUGUGGCAGGGAGGAGUGUGGCAGGGAGGAGGGUGGGGCUGGGUCGUGAUGCUGCACACCCAGCCCCUAAUCAGGCUAAUCAAACCCUAAGGUGACCGGAGGCGGCAGCUGCCCUGUAUGUGUUUAUGUUUGUGUCUUUUUAAGUUUAUUAUUAAACAUUAUUUAUGUUGUUAAGCUGGUUCUCGCCUCCUCCUUUCCCAUUACUCCUGUUACAAUAUGUCUUAAUUUUAGCUAUCCUUACAUAUGUUAAAUCCAUAAUGCCACUUCAUUCCAAGUGCACUCCCAUUAAUUAUACCAGAAUGUACCACAUACUUUUUAAAUCAGAUGGCAAGAAUAUAUUUGUUUGUUUUGUUUUGGAGGGAGUGGCCUCUUAUAAUAUGAGUCUGGGUACCAGUACUUACAGUAAUUGAUUUCAUGCUGUUAAUUAUUAAACUUCUAUCAGUCAACUGCAGUACAUGUGCAUCAUGCUGAAUGUGUUCUAAAGUGUCUGUUAGACGAUCAUUUGUGUUCUUAGGUGUUAUAGAAUAAAAAAUCAGAGUUA